Balaenoptera musculus (blue whale) is the source of this 4667-nucleotide messenger RNA. It is a transcript of the gene KDM1B, whose product is annotated as lysine demethylase 1B. The record is from RefSeq and is a predicted model, not a curated record. The coding region runs from base 322 to 2784 and encodes 820 amino acids. Gene Ontology annotation, molecular function: oxidoreductase activity; zinc ion binding; protein binding. NCBI's taxonomy places the organism in Eukaryota, Metazoa, Chordata, Mammalia, Artiodactyla, Balaenopteridae. The transcript is spliced from 22 exons.
AAGCUUUUCAGAAAGCGAGGCGGCUGCAUCCGGCACAGGGAAUGUUGGAGCUCCCUCCUGGGGGCUGUCAGUGCCCUGUCACCUGGGGAGUACCAGCUGCGGGGAAUAGGGUGGGGGGACCCACAGUCCGGGAGUAGGAACUCCCUGGCCGUUCUUCCCAGCCGAGAGCGUGGCGGCGAGGAGCCGGCACGGCCUCGCAGGUGGUAUUAGUUCGACUGCGGCGCCGCGACCACGCGUUGAGACGCGAUCAGCAUUGCCAGGUUGCUGGGCCCCAAGAACCCAGCAACAGUGAAAAUACAGAGAUUACAAUUUUCUGAUACAAUGGCAACCCCACGGGGGAGGACAAAGAAAAAAGCAUCUUUUGAUCAUUCUCCAGAUAGCCUUCCUUUGAGGAGCUCCGGUAGGCAGGCGAAGAAAAAGGCCACAGAGACGACAGACGAGGAUGAAGAUGGUGGGUCAGAGAAGAAGUACAGGAAAUGCGAAAAAGCCGGCUGUACAGCCGCGUGUCCCGUGUGCUUUGCAAGCGCUUCUGAAAGAUGUGCCAAAAAUGGCUACACAUCCCGGUGGUAUCACCUCUCCUGUGGGGAGCAUUUCUGUAAUGAAUGCUUUGACCAUUACUAUAGAAGUCAUAAGGAUGGAUAUGACAAAUAUACUACAUGGAAAAAAAUAUGGACUAGCAAUGGAAAAACUGAACCUAGUCCCAAAGCUUUCAUGGCAGACCAGCAGCUCCCCUACUGGGUUCAAUGUACAAAACCUGAGUGUAGAAAAUGGAGGCAACUUACCAAGGAAAUCCAGCUGACUCCACAGAUAGCAAAGACGUACCGAUGUGGUAUGAAACCAAAUACUGCUGUUAAGCCUGAGACCUCAGAUCAUUGUUCCCUUCCAGAGGAUCUAAGAGUGUCGGAAGUUUCCAACCAUUGGUGGUACUCCAUGCUCAUCCUACCUCCUUUGCUGAAAGAUAGCGUGGCAGCACCCCUGCUCUCUGCCUACUACCCCGACUGCGUUGGCAUGAGCCCGUCCUGCACCAGCACGCACCGCGCGGCCAGUGACACCAGUCCUGGGAAGCUGGAGCACUCCAAGGCAGUCCCCUCUGUGCUAGUUCCAGGCAUGAACCGGUACUUCCAGCCUUUCUACCAGCCCAACGAGUGCGGCAAAGCCUUGUGCGUGAGGCCAGACGUGAUGGAGCUGGAUGAGCUCUAUGAGUUCCCAGAGUAUUCCCGAGACCCCACCAUGUACCUGGCUCUGAGGAACCUCAUCCUCGCCCUGUGGUAUACUAACUGCAAGGAAGCUCUUACUCCUCAGAAAUGUAUUCCUCACAUCAUCGUCCGGGGUCUCGUGCGCAUCCGAUGUGUUCAGGAAGUGGAGAGGAUACUUUAUUUUAUGACGAGGAAAGGUCUCAUCAACACAGGAGUUCUCACUGUCGGCACUGACCAGCAUCUUCUUCCUAAAGAUUACCACAACAAAUCAGUCAUCAUUAUUGGGGCUGGUCCAGCAGGAUUAGCAGCUGCUAGGCAACUGCAUAACUUUGGAAUUAAGGUGACUGUCCUGGAGGCCAAAGACAGAAUUGGAGGCCGAGUGUGGGAUGAUAAGUCUUUCACAGGCGUCACAGUGGGACGAGGAGCCCAGAUUGUCAACGGCUGUAUUAACAACCCAGUAGCACUAAUGUGUGAACAACUUGGCAUCAGCAUGCAUAAAUUUGGAGAAAGAUGUGACUUAAUUCAGGAAGGUGGAAGAAUAACUGACCCCACUAUUGACAAGCGCAUGGAUUUUCAUUUUAAUGCUCUCUUGGAUGUGGUCUCUGAGUGGAGGAAGGAUAAGACUCAGCUCCAAGAUGUCCCUUUAGGAGAAAAGAUAGAGGAGAUCUACAAAGCUUUUAUUAAGGAGUCUGGAAUCCAAUUCAGUGAGCUGGAAGAGCAGGUCCUUCAGUUCCAUCUCAGUAACCUGGAAUAUGCCUGUGGCAACAACCUCCAUCAGGUGUCUGCUCGAUCCUGGGACCACAAUGAAUUCUUUGCCCAGUUUGCCGGUGACCACACCCUCCUCACUCCCGGAUACUCUGUCAUCUUGGAAAAACUGGCAGAGGGACUGGACAUUCGGCUCAGAUCUCCAGUACAGAGUAUUGAUUAUUCUGGAGAUGAAGUGCAAGUUACCACUACAGAUGGGACAGAGUGUACAGCACAAAAGGUGUUAGUCACUGUGCCCCUGGCCUUACUGCAGAAAGGUUCCCUUCAGUUUAAUCCACCGUUGUCAGACAAGAAGAUGAAGGCUAUCAACAGCUUAGGUGCAGGUAUCAUUGAAAAGAUUGCCUUGCAAUUUCCCUAUAGAUUUUGGGACAGUAAAGUUCAAGGGGCUGACUUUUUUGGUCACGUUCCUCCUAGUGCCAGCAAGCGAGGGCUUUUUGCCGUGUUCUAUGACAUGGAUCCCCAGAAGCAGCACAGCGUGUUGAUGUCGGUGAUCGCGGGGGAGGCGGUGGCGGCCGUCAGGAGCCUGGAGGACAAGCAGGUGCUGCAACAGUGCAUGGCCACCCUGCGCGAGCUCUUCAAGGAGCAGGAAGUCCCAGAUCCCACGAAGUAUUUUGUCACCCGGUGGAGCACAGACCCCUGGAUCCAGAUGGCAUACAGCUUCGUGAAGACAGGGGGCAGUGGUGAGGCCUACGACAUCCUUGCUGAGGAAAUACAAGGAACCAUCUUUUUUGCUGGCGAGGCAACAAACAGGCAUUUUCCACAAACUGUUACAGGGGCAUAUUUGAGUGGUGUUCGAGAAGCAAGCAAGAUUGCGGCAUUUUAAACAGAAUUUAUCUGGACCCAGCUUUCUUCUCCCAAAUGGGAGAGUCUGAAAAACAUGUUAAACCUCACUUUGAUAAAAUCAAACAAAUAAAAAAUCCUCUCUGGGUAGCAAAACUGAAAUGUUCUAAGGUGGCAUGGUAAUGUAAACCCAUUUUACCACUCUGAAAGCACUAGCCCCAAGAAUCCUUCUGUAAGCACUUAUAUAUAAUGGCAUUUUCCACAGGUCUGACUAGCACUAAAUCUUCCGGAUCUCAGAAUAAGGCAGAAUAUAACCUUAAAUUAAGACCUUGGAUAUGAUCCUUCCAUGGUUGGAGAUUCCCUUUAAAUCUGACAUUUUUUUGGCUGACCAAUUUUCACACAUUGAGAAACCAAGUCAAUCAAGCAGGAAUCAUUUAAAAAAAAAAAAAAAAGCCAUGUACUUUUCCUCUAUGACAAUUUAUCAGUAUCUUUGCCAAUGAGCCUUAAGAUUUUUACACAGCUCCAAUAUUGAGCUUUUACUUAAAAUUUAGAUAGAAAUCUUUCCUUUUUGAAUACAGCACAAACUCUUCAGUCAAAGGUAAAUGAAACUUCUAUCUUAUAUUGUACAUAUUUCUUCCCAUUGGGUGUUCAAAAGAAAUUUAAAUUCAGGUAUCUUUUAUAAUAAAAUAUUUUAGAUUUGUGCACUCAUUGGCAAAAGAGCAAAAUUUUCAAUUCCUUCAGCAGUACAUGUAUCACUGAGAAUUGGGAAGAGAUAGUGUGGUCUUCAUACUUUAGACGUAGAUAUGGCUAUUUUUCUUAGAGUCAUGUUUGGGUGGAUGGCACACUUUAAAUAGCCUCAAUUUUGGCAACCACUAGCAGAAGGAUCUUGUCAGAAUAAUUAAAAGCCUCUCCCCACUGCCUCUUUUUAAAAUAACUGAGUACGUCUCUAGGAAUAUUUUUUAUAGAAUUACGUUUUCAGUAUUCCAUAGGCAGGUCCACUGGAAAACUGCAGAAAAAUGUGUAAUAUCCUGGUAAAUAUUACACAUUUUAUAAGCCAUAUCUUAAAAGCCUGAGAACAUGGUAUUUACUUUUUCCUUCUUUCCACUCAUGACAAAAAAAAAUAAACAUUGAUUUCAGGGUCUUCAGGAUGCCCAUCUUGCCAAGAAACUUCAGUUUACAGGUUAGAAAUAAGGGUAAUUUAUGUGCUUUUGUUUUAAAAAGUCUUUGAAUAAUUCUUUCAAUAUAUUGGUCAGCUUAAAAAGACUCAAAAUGACUUUAAAACCACUUUUCAAAAUAUUAGGUAUUUUUAAAAUUUAAAGUCAGCUUAUAAGUAGAAACCGUAUUUUAUAGAAAGAACAUAAGGUGAACUUUAGACAGAGCUGAGACACACCUCCCUCCCCAGCAAAGUAUUAUACAAUUGAAAGAAAGCAAAUAGCAGUAUAUUGGUUUCAAGGUUAACACAGGAAAAUGUUGACAUUUAGGUUAUCUGAUGAGACUCAUUGGUACUGAUUGGGAAGAAUUCUGCUUUCAAGUGUUUUAUGUAUUAAAAUGUUUAAAGAAUAGCAUGUGUCGAGUGAUAAAUGCAAAAUAUUUUAAGUUGAAAUGGUUCACAGUACAUUAUUACUUUAGUUUCUGGGCACUUAAACUUGUAUAGUGCUAUAAGCAAACAAGGGGAAAACCUACCUAAAUAAAGUAUGGUAAAUGUGUAUUUUUAAAAAAACCCCUCAUUUCCUGUCUCAAGUGACAUCACCUAACAUUUUGUUCUUUAAAGAACCACGGUACCUUUUUUUUCUUGAGUUGAGUAUGUUUUUCACUGCUGUCUGAAGAUUUUGUAAUUGAGUAGCAGUGAAUAUACACAAUGUUUUAACUGCAGACUGUGAACAGCUGAUUGUGUAAAACUGCUUAAUAAAACUUGUUUUUCAAAUA